AUGGCCAUGACAUCCUCUGCGACCCGCUCCAAACGAACCGAGGGUCUCCAUGCCACCAUCUCGCACCCCAAGUUGCUCUCCAGCAGCAGCGCUGACUAUCGCCGCCCUGUCGCGACCGCCAUGCCGAAGCAGAACAGCAAACAAUUCCCGCUCAGCCCGACUCGCGCCUAUGGAAAGCGACAUCUCGACCUCUCGUCUGGCAAUUGCGAUGCCGUCAUACCAAAGAAGGCCAGGAUUGCCGUAGAGAUCCCGGCGAGGCCCUCGUCGUACCACGCCCGAGUUGCGAAAGAAUCGGCCGACGCGCCACCAUUGCCGCUGCCCACCAAACCCACUGUCGCGGCGGCGGCACCACCACCACCCCAACCCCGAUCUGCGAUACCGACACGAGCCCCGCCGGCGCAACCCGCGACAGCAAACAAUGCCGAGAAACACCCUACUAGCCUCACAAAACAUCAGGAAAAGGUCGUCAAUGGGCUCAAGCAUGAGCUCAGCAGACUGCAGCCGAACACGGAGGACACAACGAGCACCACCCAAAGCCAGGGUCGCAAGUUGAGGUCACAAGAAGCCACUCGUUUCAAGAGUGAGCUCUCUGCUUAUUUUCCCGAGUACGAUGAGGUCAUUGGCAACGACCAGAAAAAAGAGUGUGAGUUUAUCUUGCAUAUUGUCAUCUCCAUUCAACUGCUAACCCGUUCGCGUCCUUUAGACUCGUUGAAUCUCGAGACUCCAGUCGCCGUAGUAUCCGAUACCGCACCUCCUCCCUCUGCCUGGGCUUCCAAACCUCCAACCUUCCCAGUCGAGAGCUGGGGCGAUAAGUUGUACACCGACCUCCACGACUGCCAACGAAUUGACUUUGCAUUCCUCGCAAAGCAAUCCAAGCCACUUGAUCCCUCACAGCACCAAGCAGACCCCUUGCCCGAUAGUUAUUACGAACCAAUCCAUAAAAAAGAAGAAAAGCAAGAGCGCUCGGUACGAAAUACCGAAAAGAUUCGUGCCCAACAUGAACGAGACCAAGUCAUCCGCCUCCUGGACGGCCUCCAAGGCCCAGACUGGCUCAGAAUCAUGGGUGUGAGCGGCAUCACCGAAUCCAAAAAGAAAACCUUCGAGCCUGCGAGAGAGUAUUUCGUCAAGGGUUGCGAAUCCAUCCUGGAUAAGUUCCGGCGAUGGACGGCGGAGGAGAAGAGAAGGAAGCGGGAGAAGGAAAGGAAAGCGAAAUACCUGGCCGACAGGGAGACUGCCACGAGUGAGGAGAAGGAUCUUGAGCCCUCUGCUGGGUCCAGCCGUGCCACGUCUACAAGUCAUGAGGAGAAGCAUACGAAGAAGAAGAGGAAGAGAGAAGUGGUGGUUCCGGAUAGCGAGGAUGACGCUAUGGGUGAUGAUGAGCUGGAUGGUGAACCACCAGAUGAUGCUGAGGAGAGUGACGUUGAUGCUUCUGUCGCUAAACAGCUUCGAGAAGAGGCUCUUGCGGCGGCUGCUAAGAAGUCGUCUUUGAAUUCUAAGCCGCCACCGAAA
Molecule: messenger RNA, 1509 nt
Organism: Podospora anserina S mat+
Lineage: Eukaryota; Fungi; Ascomycota; Sordariomycetes; Sordariales; Podosporaceae
Exons: 1
Cellular component (GO): SAS acetyltransferase complex
Molecular function (GO): histone acetyltransferase activity
Source: RefSeq, a predicted model, not a curated record